CACGCCCCCUCCCGUCUCCCGCCGCUGAUUGGCGCACGGAGCUCCGCCUUGGGUUUGGAAGGCUCUCCUGGGAGCUCACGCCCAACUCCGGCCGAGGAUUGGCGGUUCCGGGGCUGGGGAGCGCUUUCUCCCGGCAGCCGCUGCUGUGACCCAGGUGGCUCGGACCAGCUUGCGGCCGCGUGCGGCCCCCCUGGAGCAACCCGGUCCGUAGAUCGGCAGCCCGGCUCGGCGCUGCGGUGGGAGCCGGGGUGCCGCUGGGACACAACCGCCAGAUCCACUUAGGGCCCCGUCGUUCUGAGAAGCGGCCACAUCUGAGCUCCGGGGCCUCUUCGUGCUGGAGAUGUCGCCUUAGGAGCUCGGCCAGGAUACCGUCUCCCACGCUCUUGUGCUGCCCGUGAGCACUGCCUGGCCCUUGUGGGCACCUUCGCAGCAGGAAGCCCAGAGCUGCGCCCGCCCUUUCGGAAGGCUGUGGAAGGGGUUGGAGUGGGCGCAUCUUACCUUGUCUCAUCCCCAUUCGAGGUCUGUCGGAGCUUCCCUUCAGCGUGGUCUUGAAAACAGGAGGUGGGAUGACAUCUCAACACCGACCACUAUUCUAUAUGCUUUAUAUCUUCCUUCAGUCUUCAAAUGAAUCCUACAAAAGCAACCACAAUGGGGACCCCAGCCUCAGUGGUCAGUGAGCCACCACCUUGGCAGGCCCCAACUGAAGCCCGGGGCCGCAAGCAGGCCUCAGCCAACAUCUUCCAGGACGCCGAGCUGCUGCAGAUCCAAGGCCUGUUUCAACGCAGCGGGGACCAGCUGGCUGAGGAACGGGCACAGAUCAUCUGGGAAUGUGCAGGAGACCACCAUGUGGCAGAGGCCCUGAAGAGGCUGCGCAGGAAGAGGCCCCCAAGGCAGAAACCCCUUAGCCACUCACUACAACACUGCAGCCGGCUCAGAAUCCCAGAACCCCCCUCUCCACUGGCUGACCCACAGAGUGCCACGGAGACAGCCUCCAGCGAGCAGUAUCUGCACUCUAGGAGGACAAGUGCCAGGAUCCGCCGGAACUGGAGGAAGCCAGGCCCCACAAGCUACCUCCACCAGAUCAGACACUGAUCCAGGGAAAGAGCCAGGAAUGGCAGUAUCUUCCCUUUUACCACAGGGCCUUCAGAGGUGAAGAAGGAACAGACGGCUGCCACUGGCCUGCUCCGUUCAGAACAGAACUGGAUGCUUCUGCUGGGCCCUCCAUUAUGUGGGACCCAUUCCUCACCAAAAUGAGGAGAAACAGCGACUGUUCCUGCCUCGGCCCUUCUCAAUCUAACACUAUUCCUGGGCUGCAUGAUAUUCCCCUGGGAGCCAAGCGACAGACACUUGAUGCAGCAUUUCACCAUUCACGCUACUAUCUACCUGCUACUACUGUAAACCAUGGUUCCACCCGCACACCAUCAGGGUAGCACAGGGAAACCAUGGUUUAAGUGGCAAAUAAAAACAUUUGUAUCAAGA
This is a messenger RNA of Saimiri boliviensis boliviensis (Bolivian squirrel monkey), 1479 nucleotides long. RefSeq names its product arginine vasopressin induced 1 (gene AVPI1). The record is from RefSeq and is a predicted model, not a curated record. NCBI's taxonomy places the organism in Eukaryota, Metazoa, Chordata, Mammalia, Primates, Cebidae.